AUGGCGCAAUAUUAUCAAAUACAAAAUCUCGAUGAUUUAAAGCAGAUCUACGCAGAUGUCCAAGUGGUGCACGUUGCAAGCGAGGAUGCUGGUGUUGGUGCCCAUACUCGACCACAGCAAUUACUUUUACCCGAAGACCAAUUAAUGCUAAACGAAGGUCAACAAGUAGUAUAUCAGACAGCCAAUGUACCAGCACAGCAACAGUACCAGCAACAGCCAGCUGCAUCAACCACACAAUAUAUAAUCGGUGAUGAAAUAUCGCAGCAACAGCAGGCGGUACAACAUCAACAACAAGUGAUGUAUGAUCAUCACCAUCAACAACAACAGCAACAGCAUUAUGUUCAUGAAAGCCAACAAAUGCCGCAGGAUCAUCACCAAUUGGCACAACAGACGCAGCAACAACAACAGCCGCAAUUGUAUUAUACCACCGAGCCGAUAUUACAACCGAAUUCAUUGGUUCAACAACAACAGCAACAGGAAAUGCAACAUCAGCAGCAACAACAGCAGCAGUUGCAUGUGCAACAACAGCAAUAUCAGCAGCAGCAACAGCAACAAAUUGUACAUCAGCAACAUUCAAUACAGGCGCCACAACAGCCUCAACAAAUUGUUUAUCGCAUGCAAACACAACAACCACAAACUCAACAAACUCAGAUGCUUAACAAUGCACACGUCAUAUUGCAACAGCCUUCGGGUCAACAAGUUUUAAUUCAAUCUCCACAACACUCGGAAAUAAUUAUGCGUCAGCCCAUGCCACAGCAACGCAUUAUCUAUAACACAAAUCGGGUUUUGUAUUCACCUCAACAGCAACAACAACCGCAGACUCAGGCUGUACUUCAGCAAUCUCCGCAAUCGCAUCAGCAACAUCCGCAGCAGCAACAGCAGCAUAUACAAUUACAAACAUCUUCCACCACAACACCUAUGCACACGACAGCGCGCCUUGUUCAGACGAGAGUAGGUGCCUCGCCCCAAGAGACAGUCCAGCAACAUCAACAGCCCCAACCUCAACAAAAUGUUGUGUUUCAUCCCAUUCAGGCAACCGCAGUUCAGAAUCCUCAGCAGUUAAAGCCCCAGUUGCAGCAGCAAUCUCCAUUGCAAAUGCAGCAGCAACCGCAGCAACAAUUGGUGGCAACAGCAUUGACUGCGGGAGUGUCUGGAGGUGGUGUUAUGCGCGGUGCUAUUCGUAAUAAGUCACCACGCGGAGGUGGUGCUCUUGGUGGUACGCAUACUCUGAUCGCUCGUAUGCCUGCUGCUCCGGUAAGUCGGGCUGUGCGACCGCAGAUGACUGCAUCAAUGCAGCCACAACUACACCAGCAAACACCCCGUGCACCACGGCCCCGAGGAGGCGCAAGCGGUACAAGAGCACGUGGUGCCGCACGUGGAGGACGCGGUGGAGCAUCGCUCGCUGGAAGAGGAACGCAGGUAACGGCAACAAUAGUGCAGCAACAACAACAAUCUCAACAAUUACAGCCACAACAGCAAAUAUCAACUUCACAGCAACUCAUACAGAACGCCGUAGUUCAGGGCAAAAAUAUCACAAUUUUAAAUCCACAAGGACAAGUGAAACACAUAUAUCGCAACAUUGCCGAAACGUCCCAGCAACAGUUGCAGUUACUAGCAAGUUCCGCGCAGCAGCAACAACGGGCAACGCAGCUGGUGGGUGCCCGCUUCCGUGCUCCAAUUGUUACCGCAGGAAGUGGUGCAGGAAGCAGUAACAGUUCCGGUAGUAGCAGUGGUAACUAUGAAUUGGACUUAGAAGACAGUAUUCAAGCGGUUGUGGUGAAGAAGGAUCAGCAAAAACCGGCGGUUUCGACCGCCAACAUUACAAACCCCCCCGUAGGCACCACACUGACUAGCUACUACACCAAAGAGGACGAUGAUACGCGUUUGGUACGCACCCAAAAUGGCACAUGUAUUACCUUGGCCGAGUAUCGCAAACGUCAUCCGCCCACGGCUGGAUCGGCCACUACAACUACAGCCACUAUUUUGCAAAUGAAAGCCCCACUACGCGCGAGUGGACCACAACCACCCAAUAAAAUGUUACCGACGCAUGCCUCCGGAAGUACAGGGAUGGUGCCAAUCGCACGGGUCGCACCCCAACAAGUUCAACAGCCUCAACAGUCACAACAAUCGCAAAUGCCUACGACAACUGCAACGUCGUCCUCAGCAGUUCACCGCACUUCGCACAACAACUACGAAAUUCACACACAACAUGUCAUGCAGAAUCGGAACAAUACGCAAAUGGCGGAGAAAGAUCGAAAUAGCGCUAAAAUGUUGGUAAUAUUGGUGUCUGGUGAACAACGUCUCAUAACAUUCACAUUGCCACGUGAAUCUUGUACCGUUCAAGAUCUACUCGAACAAGUUGGAGUGCCAUUUGAUAGUUCAACAACCAUACAGUGCGUGGAGAAUCCUGGUGCAAAUAUCGAUUUUGUUGUCACUGUCGGGUUUUCAGUUCAGGAAUCUGCCAGCGAGCUAAUAUCGCGCGCAGAACAGACUUUGCAAAUGAAUAGACAACAAGAUGCAACUGCCGCUAGCAGCUUAGCGGCAACUAAUUCUGCUUCUGCUUCAGUUAGCAGCGGAGGAAAUACAACUGUUUCACAGGGCACCAUUCCACAGCCAACGGCAACUGCUAGUUAUGGGAAUCCGGCGAAUAGUGCAGCUCAAACUGCUAAUUCUACUGUUGUCCCUGAAACGGCACAUAAAGAUGCACAUACUAACAGUCCAGCAACAACCAGUACUACUAACAAAUCUUCCACAGUACCAGCAGCAACAGAGGAUGUACCCCGUAAAAUUAUACAAGGAUUUCUUGCUGUCUGUCAAAGCUGCGGCUUUAGCGGAUACGACCAUGCUAAAUGCGAACGCUGCAAAAGAGUUUUCCUCGAUCCACCGAAGCGUGUCCCAUGCGUGAAGAGUUUAGGCAGUAACACCACUUCAACGGCUGGUGAGACGACUGCGACUAAAGCCAUUGGCAGCAGUGAGCUUGCACCAAGCGAAAAACGUCGUGGAAGUGAUUUAUUAGCACGAGCUCAAGCUAAAAGUGCUCUUAGCUACAGCAAUAGUGCCGCUAGCAGUGGUACUCCGACGCGCGGACGUGGUGGUCCGGGCGGUGCUGGACGGGGUCGCAGUACUCGCAGUGGACGUCGAGCUGCCGAAAUUGAACCAGUAAUUCUCACGCUAAGCAGUGAUGAAGAAGAUGAUGAUGAAUCAUCCAAUAAAGCACCAGGAUCGUUUUCAUCAAAUUCCAAUGCUGCCAAUUCUAUGAGCUGUAAUACAAAAAAUUACGAGCCAUUGGGCUUCGAAACAACAAUGCCAGAUGUAGAUGAAAAUGCAGUAUAUGCUGAUUUUCAGAGGGACGAUGUGACUGAUCUAACAAAUUGCUCGGACAAAUUAAGUACGACAUUGCAGUGCAAAGUUGUGCGAAUUGGUACAUAUCGUUUUGAACCAAAGGAUCCGGUCACAUUUACUUCCAAAGGUGUUUGCCUUGUAGCACCGUUAGUAACUGAUCAAAAUGAGAGUUUCCCAUUGCAUAUACAUAAACGUGAAGUUGUGAAAAUUAUUGCUCAUUUCUCAAAAGUGUCUGAGUCCAUGUUGUGCUUCUACACAUUACGCAAUUGUGCGCAAUAUAUAAAGAACAGUUUACAAAUGAAAGAUAAUGGAGCACCCCUCGAUGGCUGUGCAUACUUCUCACCUAAUGGUCCAUACCAAGUCCGGAAAAUAAUAUUGCAAUUUAGCGCCUGUUCCGAUCAAUCACGCAACGUCAUCAAAUCAAUUUGGGACUUCUUUGAUGAAAUUUCCGAUGUGGAUGCACAUGAUUUGCUACAACGUGCAGAAGCAGCUGACCGGCAUAUCGCCAACAAAACGGCCGAAUCAACCACAUCUGCAUCCGUCACCACCACUCAACUGAAUCCCAACGAAAUACGCCAGCUACUGAUUUAUCCGCCGGGAAAAGGUGGUAUUUCAAUUAAUACGGAAGACUACCUUUGCUUGGCCACUGAUCAGUAUCUUAACGAUAUCAUAAUCGAUUUUUAUCUUAAAUGGGUACACAACAAUGUCAUCCCACAGACACAGCGUGAUCGCGCUUUCAUUUUCAGCACUUUCUUUUACAAGCGCUUAACAACACUAACACGACAUCAUCACAACGUAGACAAAGAUGUCAAACAGACUGCAGCACAAAAGCGGCAUGCCCGUGUUCAGAACUGGACAAAAAAUGUGAAUCUAUUUGAGAAGGAUUUUAUCAUAAUUCCAAUCAAUGAGCAAUCACAUUGGUUCCUAGCGAUAAUUUGUUUUCCUACGUUGAAAGGUCCUGUAACGUAUGAUACGAAUAUACCAGUGGAGCCGCAACUUUUGAAGAAGCAAAAAGGGAAAAAGGUAUCGCUGCAAAUUGGUAAUACGACUAUAACACCACUCUCAAAACGUGAUAGCGGAAAUAUUCUGGCGGAAGUGUGUGGAGUUGGUGAUGAUGACAGCGAGCGUGAUGAAGCGGAGGGCGACGAAAGUGAUUUAGCAUCAGAAGAAAGUGAUUUCGAUAGCGGAACCAGUGCAUCUGCAGUAUCAUCCACAGCGAAUGCAUCAGCGGUAGCAACUAAUAACAAUUCCAAUAAUAGCAAUACUGGCGGCGUUAAAUCACAAGCAAUUAAGCAGCCGUUGAUAUUAAUUUUUGAUUCGUUGGCUGGUGCGUCACGUAGUCGAGUUGUUGCUACGUUACGAGAUUACUUGACGUGUGAAUAUCGAGCUAAAAUGCCUGAUGUGACACCCCAUAUAUUCAACAAGGAUAAUAUGCCGGGUCAUGGCGUUAAAGUGCCACAGCAAAAUAAUUUCACGGACUGCGGUCUUUAUCUUUUGCAAUACGUGGAACAAUUCUUCAAAGAUCCAAUCAGAGAUUAUAGAGUGCCGAUUAAACAGUUAAGUAAUUGGUUUGAUACAAUAACGGUAACUCGCAAACGCGAAGACAUUUCCCAACUAUUGCAACAGUUAAUGAACGAACGUAAUGGACCAAAUCAUCAAGUGAUUUUACCGGAAAUUCCUUUGCCCACAUUGAAUGGGGUACUCCUUGAGCCUCCCGAAGGUUAUAAUAUAGAAUUUGAAGAAGAGGAAACUGGCGAAGAUGUAGCUGAUGAGGACGAUGAGAAUACAGCAAGCACUAGUGCAGAUGGUGCAGCUAACGAUGCGGAUGGCACCGCCAGUAGUGCCCACACUGAUGAACUGGUUAGCGUAAAAGUGCCAACAACAAAGGCAUUGACAACCACGGCCGUUGUGCCUACACAGGGUCGAAAAAUCGUCGUAAAACGGCGAAUGCAACUAGUUAGCGCCACAGCAGGUAGUAACAAUAGUGAAACGUUAACGACAACAACAUCUGCAGCGGCGGGAAUAGCAGGUCCAAGUAUACGUGGUGGGAACCAAGCUAAGUAUCGCAAGUUUGAAUAGACUACCUACUUUAGAACACUCGCCGAUGAAACUCUUAAGCUCUUAUAUAAGUGUUUUAUAAUGACUGCGGGCUUUUGAAGUACUAUGUGCUAUGAAGUGUUAAAAACUUCGAUUCACGCCUACUGAUUACUAUAGAUUUAAUUUGAAGAAUGAUUAUAUACAUAAAUCACAAAUUUCUGUUAUUAUCGUUCGUGCGUGUGCUUUAUAAGAUAGUUUUGUAUAUCUUAGGCUACUAAUUUCUUACAAGUAAUUUUUGUGUAUAAAAGGAAAGGAUAAAAAGCGAAUCAAAGAAUAAAUACUGGCACGAUUUAUUUUUAUUUACAUAUAUAUUAAGUGAAGAACAGAAUUUAAAAUAGGAGGGAUGAAAUUCUUUUGUAUCAUUUAAAAUUAUAUGAAACUUCUACAACUGUUCUAGUUAAAAAUAAACUUAAUAUAUUCAAACUUAUAUUCGUGCAACUUAAACUUAUUUGACUAUUCGCUGCACACCGUAGCCGCUUCUUAAAGGGCGAUGCUAAAAACUCAUUUUUUCAAAUGUUGAUAUACAGACCACAUCUCCUAUAUAAAUAUUGGGUUCAUAACUGCUACUAGUUACCGCAUACAGCAGUUCACAGUAAACUGUAUAGUAAAAAAAAAAAAAAUCGGAUAUCGGAAGCGAGUUCACGUGUGUUAAUGAAAUGUGUUUUUAUAACCUUGGUUUGAAAUUAAUUUUGUUAGUGAGGAAGCAAUGUGCAUUAAUUGUUUAACAACCUUUUAUAAAUAUUCAAUUUCAUCGAUUUCAGAAAUAUACAGGCAUGUUCUGCAAUUCACUUCCGAGUGAAUUUCAACCGCCGCCAAUUAGAAUUCAAAGUGUAUUUGAUUGAAAUUCUCUCGAAAGUGAAUUACAGAACCACCCCGAUAAGGAAUAAUUUGUAGUAGACUUAAUUUGUUUAAAGGUAGAUUUUUUAAAUGAUUUUUUCUUCAAAACUUGCAAAGUUGUUUUCUGAACUUUUCUUUAUUUUACGCGUUAGACUAUAUAAUAGCAAACUUAAAAAUUGGCAAAAGCGCUUUGCGUAUUUGAGAAAAGUAUAAUUUAAAAACUCACCUUGGAAAAUUUGGUUUACUACAGAAUAUCUCGGACUCCGAUCAAAUCAAAUAUUGAUACGGUGCUAAAAAAUCUAUUUCAAUAACUCGCAUUCGAUAUCGAAAAAUAAUAGUUUUACUCAACAGUAAAUUUUUAACUGCUGUACGCGGCAACUGGUAGU
Messenger RNA from Rhagoletis pomonella (apple maggot), 6662 nucleotides. RefSeq lists its product as uncharacterized. The record is from RefSeq and is a predicted model, not a curated record. Lineage: Eukaryota; Metazoa; Arthropoda; Insecta; Diptera; Tephritidae. Gene Ontology annotation, cellular component: cytoplasm; nucleus. Gene Ontology annotation, biological process: protein desumoylation. The coding region runs from base 1 to 5421 and encodes 1806 amino acids. The transcript has 10 exons. Gene Ontology annotation, molecular function: SUMO-specific endopeptidase activity.